AUGACUUCUCUUUCCAAGAACACCACCCCAACCACGCUAGCUCAAUUUCAAAUCCUCACGACCACAUAUAAAACUGUCCACGACCACGAAAUUACCACUGAUAUCCUCAUCCCUCCAUCGCUAUCCACGAACACACCACGUACACCGCGUCCCAUUCUUCUCCGCUACCAUGGAGGAGGACUUAUUGCCGGAUCCAGCCUGUUCCCAGCCUUCUUCAACCCAUGGUAUCUAGAGCUGGCAGAAACUCAUCAGACAAUCAUUGUGUCUCCAAACUAUCGCCUGCUGCCAGAGGCAACCUUCGAGGAGAUCAUGGGUGAUAUCGAAGACCACUGGCAGUGGAUGCACCGGACCAUGCCAUCCUUUCUUGCCACCCAAACCAAUGGGCGCCUUGCUGCGGAUCUGGAUCGAAUUAUUACCGGCGGUGAUAGCGCGGGCGGAUAUCUGAGUCUGCAGACGGCACUCGAUCAUCCGGAUAUGAUCCGCGCGGUGACGGCAACUUACCCCAUGGUAGUUGUGAAGAGUGAUCAGAUGGCCGGGGACUAUGGGAAAACGAUAUAUGGGUUACCUAGUUAUCCCAGAUCGACUCUAGCGGAUCACCUUGUGACUGUGAAAGAGCGAGAAAUGAAAACGGGACAAAAGGUUAUAGUAACGGCUGAUCACGGCGAGAAGAGAUUGCAGCUUAUGUUCGCUAUCUGUCAGCAUGGGCUUGCUGGGCCUCUUUUGUCGGCGGAUCCGAGGAUGUAUCCCCUUGACAGACUGGAGUUGGGGGCUCGAUUUCCUCGUGGUGGGAUGCUGGUUCUGCAUGGUAGUCAGGACAGCGUUGUACCGGUCCAGGAGUCUUAUUUGCUGAAAGAGGUGGUGCAGAAGGUGCAGGCUGAUCUUGAUUUCAAAUUGAUCAUCCGGGAGGGAGAGCAUGGGUUCGAUCACGGGGCAAGUUUGCAAGAUGAAUGGUUGCAAGACGGUGUGCGAGGAAUUGUUGAUAGCUGGUUUGCUUAG
Molecule: messenger RNA, 996 nt
Organism: Aspergillus affinis
Lineage: Eukaryota; Fungi; Ascomycota; Eurotiomycetes; Eurotiales; Aspergillaceae
Exons: 1
Coding region: 1-996 (331 amino acids)
Molecular function (GO): hydrolase activity
Source: RefSeq, a predicted model, not a curated record